Eublepharis macularius is the source of this 1354-nucleotide messenger RNA. RefSeq names its product G patch domain-containing protein 4. Gene Ontology annotation, cellular component: nucleolus. The transcript has 8 exons. The record is from RefSeq and is a predicted model, not a curated record. The coding region runs from base 157 to 987 and encodes 276 amino acids. Gene Ontology annotation, biological process: regulation of ribosome biogenesis. Lineage: Eukaryota; Metazoa; Chordata; Lepidosauria; Squamata; Eublepharidae. Gene Ontology annotation, molecular function: nucleic acid binding.
AAGAUGGCGGCCUCCAGGGCUCUCAUGUGACUAGAAGAAAAGUGGAGGGUCUGCAGGAUCCAAACUGGGCGCUUUUUAAAGGAAUGGAGGUGAAAUCUGGAUCCCAAAGUCUUUAAAAAUUAAGGUUCCGACUUGUGUCUAGACGUAGUUUCCAUCAUGAACAACUUUUCUCAGCAAAAGAAGAGCAAAGGCUUGACAUUUGCAGAGAAGCAGUUGAAGAGACACGGCUGGAAAAAAGGUCAAGGACUGGGCAAGAAAGAGAACGGGAUUUCUGAGGCCAUCAAAGUCAAAGUGAAGUGUGACACUGCUGGGGUGGGUCACAAUUCAGCCGAGCAGUUCACCUUCCAUUGGUGGGAUCACCUCUUCAACUCCUCUGCUGCUAAUAUUGCUGUCGAGGCUGGACAGGAUGGUGUCAAGGUGAAACGGGUUUCUGAGCAGGAUGGAGAGAUAACAAAUAAAAAGCCCCGUAAAGUGUCAGGGGGCAAGGACAUGCUGUAUGGCCGCUUUGUGAAGGCAGCCACAUUGACGUCUGGCAAUGAGGAGCCCUUGAAGCCUGCUUCUUCUUCUUCUGACAGCAGUGAAGAGGAUGAGGAGGAAAAACUGGACCUGUCCACUGCUAGGAGGCUCACAGAUGAAGAACUGGUACAAGCUUGUGGGGGACGUACAGCACAUAAAGGGGCUCGCCAUGGCUUGACUAUGAGUGCAAAAUUGGCUCGCCUGGAAGAGCAAGAAAAAGCUUUCUUAGCCAGCUACAACAGGCAGGACGGAGCACCCGAGGCCAACUUGAAUUGCAGCAGCAAAACCAAGAGAAUGAAUCCAACCAAGAAAAAGAAGCGGAAGAAAGCCAGAGAGAGAGACCUGGAGGAUGCAGUUUGUGAGGAUGUGAGGGCUGCAGGAGAAGAGGACCCUUUGGAAGACCAAGAGGAGGAGGAGAAAGCCAAGAAGAGGAAGAAGAAACAUAAAAGGAGGCAGAAGAAUGGAGAAUGAAAUGCUGCCCAGGGAAACUGCAAGAGCCUCAUGGUGGUGAUGCUGAAAUUGCUAGUAGGGGGAGGGAAGUCUCACAGUGCAGAGAGGGGUAGGUGUGCAGGUUGCAGGCACGAAACAGUAGUGCGCUCUCUCCUGAUUCCUGGUGGAUCUCAUAUCCUAUGUUUGUUCUGGGAACAGUUUUUUAGUAGUUAGUUGUUAAGAGUUUUGGUAAAUUAUAGUUGGUGCCUUGAUCGCUCCAUCCUUGGGGAAAGACUCUUAAUUGAAAAAUUACUUUUAAUGGGGGAGAGGACAUCAAGACGUUUCUGCAACAGCAGAAAAAAUUGAGAUGGAUAACCAGUAGGAAAUAAAUACUAGAGAAGAGAUGAAG